Malania oleifera is the source of this 2914-nucleotide messenger RNA. Its product is annotated as cell division cycle protein 48 homolog. Bases 270 to 2699 code for a protein of 809 amino acids. Gene Ontology annotation, biological process: retrograde protein transport, ER to cytosol; mitotic spindle disassembly; autophagosome maturation. The transcript is spliced from 9 exons. Gene Ontology annotation, molecular function: polyubiquitin modification-dependent protein binding; ATP binding; ATP hydrolysis activity. Gene Ontology annotation, cellular component: VCP-NPL4-UFD1 AAA ATPase complex; nucleus; cytosol. NCBI's taxonomy places the organism in Eukaryota, Viridiplantae, Streptophyta, Magnoliopsida, Santalales, Ximeniaceae. The record is from RefSeq and is a predicted model, not a curated record.
AACUCCGGCAUUCGCAAUUUGGUGCUCAGAAGCAACCAGCAAGGCGGCGAAUUUCCUUUUUCCGAAGGUGAAAAAAAAGAAAAGGGAAACAGAAGAAAAAAUGAAGUCUUGAGGAAUACGGAACAGGAAACGGAAGUGGACUCUAUAUAUAUGGUCCUCUCCCUUCUCAUCAUCCAUUCUCAAUAUUUUGUGUCUCUUCCGAUCCCGCUGCAGCCUGCAUUCUGCAUUCUCUCUUUAGAGCAGAUCAAGCUACUCAGGCACUGUAGAAGAUGUCUCACCCUGCUGAAUCUUCCGACUCGAAAGGGGGAAAGAAGGACUUCUCGACGGCAAUUUUGGAACGCAAGAAGUCACCGAAUCGGCUCGUCGUCGAUGAGGCGUUGAAUGAUGAUAACUCUGUCGUUUCAUUGCAUCCCGAUACUAUGGAAAAAUUGCAGAUUUUCCGCGGCGAUACUAUCCUCAUCAAGGGCAAGAAAAGAAGGGAUACAAUUUGCAUUGCUCUUGCAGAUGAGACAUGUGAGGAGCCAAAGAUCAGGAUGAACAAAGUUGUUAGAUCAAAUCUGAGGGUUAGACUUGGUGACGUUGUAUCUGUGCACCAAUGUCCUGAUGUUAAGUAUGGGACCCGUGUUCACAUACUGCCAGUGGAUGAUACCAUAGAGGGUGUUACUGGCAACCUGUUUGAUGCAUACCUAAAACCUUAUUUCCUGGAGGCUUAUCGCCCUGUGAGGAAAGGAGAUCUUUUCCUUGUCAGAGGAGGGAUGCGAAGUGUAGAGUUCAAGGUCGUUGAGACUGAUCCUGGGGAGUUCUGUGUGGUUGCCCCUGACACUGAAAUCUUUUGUGAGGGAGAACCUGUGAGAAGAGAGGAUGAAGAUCGGUUGGAUGAGGUCGGUUAUGAUGAUGUUGGUGGUGUUCGGAAGCAGAUGGCUCAGAUUCGUGAGUUAGUGGAGCUGCCACUGAGGCACCCACAACUUUUUAAAUCAAUUGGUGUGAAGCCACCCAAAGGAAUUCUACUUUAUGGACCUCCAGGUUCUGGGAAGACAUUAAUAGCCAGGGCUGUGGCUAAUGAAACUGGUGCUUUCUUCUUUUGUAUUAAUGGACCAGAAAUUAUGUCCAAGUUGGCUGGAGAGAGUGAAAGCAAUCUCAGAAAGGCAUUUGAGGAAGCUGAGAAGAAUGCUCCAUCCAUCAUCUUUAUUGAUGAGAUUGACUCAAUUGCUCCUAAGCGGGAGAAAACAAAUGGUGAGGUUGAACGACGGAUUGUCUCCCAGCUUUUGACUCUCAUGGAUGGACUGAAAUCCCGGGCCCAUGUUAUCGUCAUUGGGGCUACAAAUCGUCCAAAUAGCAUUGACCCAGCUUUGAGAAGGUUCGGUAGAUUUGACAGGGAGAUAGAUAUUGGAGUUCCGGAUGAAGUUGGACGCCUUGAAGUUCUUCGAAUCCAUACCAAGAACAUGAAGCUGUCUGAUGAUGUUGAUUUAGAAAGAAUUGCAAAAGAUACUCAUGGGUAUGUUGGUGCUGAUCUGGCUGCUCUCUGCACUGAAGCUGCUCUUCAAUGCAUCAGGGAGAAGAUGGAUGUGAUUGACUUGGAGGAUGAAACAAUUGAUGCUGAGAUUCUCAAUUCAAUGGCUGUCACAAAUGAGCACUUCCAUACAGCUCUUGGAACAAGCAACCCAUCCGCUUUGCGUGAAACUGUUGUUGAAGUGCCCAACGUCAGCUGGGAGGACAUUGGAGGCCUUGAGAAUGUUAAGCGAGAGCUUCAAGAGACUGUUCAGUAUCCUGUGGAGCAUCCAGAGAAGUUUGAGAAAUUUGGUAUGUCACCUUCAAAGGGAGUUCUGUUCUAUGGCCCCCCAGGUUGUGGUAAAACUCUUCUGGCCAAAGCUAUUGCCAAUGAAUGUCAAGCGAACUUCAUCAGCAUCAAGGGCCCUGAACUGCUCACGAUGUGGUUUGGUGAGAGUGAAGCAAAUGUUAGAGAAAUUUUUGACAAGGCACGACAAUCAGCUCCGUGCGUCCUCUUCUUUGAUGAACUUGACUCCAUUGCCACUCAGAGGGGAAGCAGUGUUGGAGAUGCUGGCGGUGCUGCUGAUCGGGUUCUUAACCAACUCUUGACUGAAAUGGAUGGCAUGUCUGCGAAAAAGACUGUUUUCAUAAUUGGGGCUACCAAUAGACCUGACAUUAUAGACCCAGCGCUUUUGCGGCCUGGCCGUCUUGAUCAGUUGAUAUAUAUUCCUCUUCCAGAUGAAAACUCACGUCAUCAGAUUUUCAAGGCAUGCUUGAGAAAGUCACCCAUCUCAAAAGAUGUAGACUUGAGAGCCCUUGCAAAAUACACUCAAGGCUUUAGUGGGGCAGAUAUUACAGAGAUUUGCCAGCGUGCAUGCAAGUAUGCCAUCAGAGAGAAUAUAGAGAAGGAUAUAGAGAAGGAGCGCAGGAGAGGAGAGAAUCCCGAGGCUAUGGAUGAGGAUGUUGAGGAAGAUAUGUCAGAGAUUAAGCCUGCCCAUUUUGAGGAGUCCAUGAAGUAUGCCCGCCGGAGUGUCAGUGAUGCAGACAUACGCAAAUACCAGGCAUUUGCCCAGACUUUGCAGCAGUCCAGGGGUUUUGGAGCUGAAUUUCGAUUUCCAGAAUCAGGCACUGGUGCAUCUGCAUCUGCAUCUGCAUCAGAUCCAUUUGCUACUUCAGCUGGUGGGGCAGAUGAAGAUGACCUAUAUAGUUAGGCUAGGUUUUGCUACAAUCAUUCAGAGAUUCUUUUGUGGCCUUCUCACAAGGAUAAUUUGAGGCCCUUCUAAUCAGUUACUUUGGAUGCUUAAGCCAUUUAUUAAUUGAGUAUCGUAUUUUUUUAAUUUUGAUGGUACACGGCUAUGUAGCAGUAUUUCUGGACAAACUAGAUGAACAAAUUGAAAUCCGAAGUUGCAUAGAAUGCAUUUAUUAA